This is a messenger RNA of Macrobrachium nipponense, 4601 nucleotides long. Its product is annotated as thioredoxin domain-containing protein 16-like. The transcript is spliced from 20 exons. The coding region runs from base 138 to 3113 and encodes 991 amino acids. NCBI's taxonomy places the organism in Eukaryota, Metazoa, Arthropoda, Malacostraca, Decapoda, Palaemonidae. The record is from RefSeq and is a predicted model, not a curated record.
UUGGCAGGGAAGAGACGUAAUGUUAUUGUUAUGAUCUUUACUUUGCCAUCUCAGCGACGUCCGAGUCUGCGUACUUGCUUAGUCCAUCGGUGAUCACAGAUCACUGACGGGGAACUGACAGCUGUCGGCAACAGGCAAUGUCAGUAUUAUGGCUUUUGUUGGUAUGUCAGUGUGCAUUUUUGGGAAAGGUGUUGAGUUCCCAUCAAGAAUUACGUGGACAGACAGAUGAUCCCACUGACACCCACCAAACCCCAGACAGUUUCCAUGAUAUACCAAGCGAAGCAGAUGUCACUGAUGAUGUUCUUGACAGACACUCCGAGAUAUCCCAUUUUUCCAAGCCAGAGGAAGAGGUUUGCCUAAGUCCAAGAAAUGGGCAAUGUGAAAAGGAAGUUGCCCCUCCUUUUACUGAUAAUGGUGAAGGGAUGCAAGAUUAUCCAGGCCAAGGUAGUGGCAGUGGUGCCCGAGAAUGGAAAAUCAAGAGUUCUGGCUGGUUUUCAGACUGGGAACUGCCAUUUUCAGGAAAGGAAGAGGUUGCAGAUGGAGAGGACAAUUAUGAUGAAAAUAGUUACCUCAAGAAAGAAAGUUCAGUAAAAGUUUUACAUCAGAAAGGAGAUUUUGAGAGGUUUUUAAGACUCGGACAUGUUGUCAUCGUCUUCUUUUAUAAAGAUACCAAAGUCAGUUCAGAGGCUCUGCAUAGAUUCCUUAUUGAGUACGACAUUUCAUCUGAUCAUCUGUUGCAAUAUGGGAUCUACCUUGCUGUGGCUGAUUGCAAUGUAUACAGCAUUGGGGGUUAUUGUAGUUCAGAGAAGGUGAAUCGCUUUGCCUAUGGCUUCAGAGAAGGGCAAGAAAAGAUUGCAUUUCCACUGGACACUCUCUUUAAUAACAAUGCCAUUGUAGCAUCAGCUCUUCACUUGGACUUGAUCAAUGCUGUGCCAAUUCUCCAAACUGCAGGAGAGCGUAGAGAACUUGAGAGACGAUGCAAAGGCCGUUGUGAUAUAAUUUUCUCUUUUCAGCGCACUCUUGGUACUUACGAACACAGAAUGUUCUUAGAAAUAGCACAUGCAUAUCAGGAUAGUUAUGUUUUCGCCAUCACAACGUAUACUGCUGGUACUCUUGGCUUGUCAAAUUCUUUAUCAGAAGAUGGGGAAGAUGUAGAGCAGCGUGUAUGGGUUGUGCACUGUGCUGACAAAUUACCCCAGCAGCAGUGUGUUGUGAGCCACUUCCGACAUAAAAUGUUACUACCAGAGCUCCUGCAGUUCAUAGCUGCUCUUCAGCUUCCAAAAUGGCAUGAUUUGGAUGUCUCUCCUACCAAGAAUGUUGUCAUCACUCCUUAUGAUGGAACAUCACUCCCUUGGGUCCUUCUUAUUUAUGAUUCAUCUUGUAAACACCGUGUUAUUGGCCUUGCACCAGAUCUAGCCCAACUUCUUCAUGGGUCUGUUGCAACAAUAACAGUUGACCUUGAGAGGAUAAAUGAUGACGCACUCGAAUCCCUGGGACUAGAAAGAAACAAAAUUGUUACACCUGCCCUUGCCUUUUUACAUCAAGAACAGGAAAAAGCCGCUCUUCUCAAUGAUUAUGAUGACCCUCUGGAAUGGGUGAAUGAGCAGUUGACUGCAAUAUUUGAAAAGUUGCAAGAUAAAGAGGAAAUUGGAUACCAGCCUGUCCAGGCUUUAGAAGAGUUACUGCAGGAUGAUGAGGUUGUAAUGGGAAUGCAAAGGGAAGAGACAUUUGUUAAUGUACCUCCUCUUAGUGGACCUGAAGCAUUUGCAGCUGCCAUCAAAUCUAAUGCUCUUUCUGUUAUUGCAUUUUAUCUUGCAUGGGAUCCUGUCAGCAGUAUGCUGUUACAGCACAUGAAUGAAAUUGUUCCUGUUCUCCAUCAGUUUGGAAGCAAAGCUUCCUUGCAUCGUGUUAAUUGCUUUGAUUGGCCAAAACUUUGUGAUGGCUUAGGAAUUGCUGGCUAUCCAGAGCUAAGAAUUUACCCUAGAAAAGAAGCAAAUGUUACCUAUAAUGGACAUAUUCAUAGUGAAAGCUUGAUGAAAACAAUUUUGCUGUCUGGAAAUCCCCCUCCCAUAGAAUUAAGAAGUACUGAUGAAGUAGAGAGGUUUUUAGCUCUGCAAACCGACAUGCAUCAAGCUUUCAAUCUAAUUCAGGGGGCAGCUGUUGGAAUAUUCGCCUCCAAUGAAGAUUCAGUACCCUUCAUGGAAGCAGCAGAAUUCCUAAGAUCUAGUCACCUAACUGGACGUUACAUAUCUAAACAAGCUGCUAGUGACAUGUGCAGCAGCGAUUUUGGAUGUGUUCUAGUCAGCAAACCCAAAGAUUUACUUCAGCCUAGGACUGUGUUAGAAACUGGACUUAACAAUUCUUCUAGGAUAACAAUGUUCUUACAGCACUCAACUGAUUUUGUGUUGGCUCCUUUAGAUUUGCAACGGCUGUCAGCCUUAUGGCCAACAAAUGGUUCUGAAGGAUCUUUGCCACUUGGCAGUCAGUAUCUUCUCCUGUUUUUCAUACCAGCUGGUUCAUCUCUGCCUCAUAUUCAGGGAAGUGAAAAACAUUCCAGGAAAUCUGGUGUUGAUAUUGAUGAAAAAGCUGCUCUCAAAGAUGGCAAGUCAUUCAGUAUUGAGGAAGAAAUAUGGGCAGUUCUAGGUCGCCUUGCAACAGAAUUCUCAGAGCCAGGUUUUGUCUUCUCAUGGAUAAAAGGAGAAGACCCUUUGGCAGAGAAAUUAAUUACAACCUAUCAGUUAACAGCCAGCAACUUCAAUUUGGUUGCUGUAAAUUGGAAGCAUGUUGGUGAGAAUGAGGCAAAAGAAGCAAGGAAAAAUUGGGCUUACGUCUACACAUGUCCAGACCUCUCUACCCAAGCAGUCAGGCCUUGGUUAAUAUCAUUAAAGGAAGGUCUUUUGAAACCUUCAGUGGUUUUGGGAGAAAAUGACUGGGAGCCACGUCUACCAGGAUUUGACUUCAUCAAGUUCAUGAUGGAGGAUGAAGACAGAGAUGCAGAAGAUCAACUUAUGAUGGAGAUGGAAAGUGACUUGAGCUCCAAUUCACAACGUGUGCUGUAUUUUCAGGUGAUGAUGGAGAAACCUUGCUCCAUAGCCACAAAGAACUGUGAAUGACGAUUCUUGCUUACAAUGAGACAAUGAGACGACAUUUUCUUCAGUUGAAUGGCAAGAACAGGUUAUAAUAAACAUUGUUCUGAAGAUCUGCUGCUAAUCUCAUAGUCUAGUUGGAGGUUUUCAGCAAGAUAUUAUUCUUGUUACCAAGCUGAAUUUCAUUAAAAACUAUUCUGUGGAGAAUAAAGUUAACAUUAUUUUUGGAGAUGUUGGAAAGGCACACAGAAACCUGUAAGUACUACUUCUAAAGGGACACUUGAGAGUAAGUUGCCAUAUAUGAAUACUGUAUUGUGCAUUGCUGAGUAUUGUUAGAUGCGUAUAGUGUCAAUAUUGACAACAAUCUUUUGGAAGCAGGGAUCCUUUGGUACUGUCAUAGUUCUAUCUCUGAAAAGCCUUUUUGAAAGCUUUGAUUAGUGAGUAAUGUUUGAUUGAACUAUCAUUGUUACCGUAAUUGUAGAGAAUAAAGUUACCAGGUUUAUUGAAAAUUGUCUAGUCUUUAGUUCCUGUAAAGAUCUCACAUGGUAUUUAAAAUUGGUUAUUCUUUGUAUUGUCUUUUCAUAAACAGAUCUCUCACUUUAUCUUUGGAGAUUUGGUAAAUGCAUAUUGCUUUCUUUAAUCAGACAUAUUCUUUGCAUCACAUUUCACCUGGCAUCUAGUGAAUAGCACUGCAUCAUGUAGUUUCUUGUCCUUUAUUGCCAAUUGGUAGCCUUUCUAGCUGCUCAUCCCUCUGCAUUUCUUCAAGUUUUGUCUCUCAAGGUGUUAUCUGUAACCUCUGUCUCAUUUUCCCCUCCCAGUAUUAGCUAGUUUUCCUAGCGAUCUCAAUAAAUUGGAACAUGUUAUCAGUAAUUAUGUUUAGGGCUUUUUUCAUGUACAGGCAGUCCCUGCCUUACAAUGGGGGUUCCAUCUUGAGACAUGUCGUAAGCCGAAAAUUGUCAUAAGCUGGAAACUUGUAAAAAAUCCUAAGAAAACCUUACUUUUAAUGCUUUAGUUUAUAAAAAAUAAAAACUAUGUAGUGCAUUUUUAUUGCAUUUCAUAAAAAGCCUUCAAAUAUUGAUCAUUUUGCAAUUUUUGGAGUCAUAUUUCUUCCGUCAGAUUGGCAUCGUAAGCAGACGGGACCCUGGAACAUGCAUCAUAAACCUGGAAAUAAUUUCUGAUGAAUAUAAUUGAAAAACGUCAUAACUUCUGAACUUCGUUUUAAUAUAUCAUAAUAUUUAAAUGUAGUGCAGUUAGAUCUCUCUCUCUCUCUCUCUCUCUCUCUCUCUCUCUCUCUCUCUCUCUCUCUCUCUCUCUCUCUCUCUCUCAUUUCAUUGUAGUGUGUUAAAUCACUCUCUCUCUCUCUCUGAUAUUUCUUGUAAUAUUUCAUUGUACGUGUAGUGUGGUAAAACUCACUCACUGAUAUUUCUCGUAAUAUUUCAUUGUAGUGUGGUAAAGCUCUCAUAAUUCUUGAAAUAUAUCAUUGUAAUGGGGUAAAACUUCAUCCUCCUCUCUCCC